GUCGAUAAAAGCAGAGAGAGAGAGAGACAGAGAGGGCGAGGGGGUUCGUUUCUUUCGUUUCGCAAGAGCGAUUCUUCGGAAGAAUUUAAGGGAUCGACGAAGAGAGAUUUGGAUGCGAAUUGCGAUUGAAAUCUGGAGCUGGGCAUCUCGAGAGUCUCCGAUCUCGUUUCCGCUCUAAUUCGAACGGGAAUUUUGGCGCUUUCCCGGUGAUCCGAUGGCAAAUUGAGAUCUUCACGAGGAGAUAGUCCCACUUGCUGUUUCGGAAGUUGGUGAGUUUCAUCCUGUCCUUUGUGUUUGGGAUAUGGUGUUGCAGAAGAGGUUGGAUUAUGCAUGCGGUGGCUACCGGGCCCCUGCGAUGCCGCAUUUACCGAGAUCAGCUAGGGGAAAGCGAUCCGCAAGAAAGAAGGUCGAGGAUAACCAGACGUAUGCAUUCGACUUGCUUGCCACCAUUGCAGGCAAAUUGUUGUCAGAAAUUAAAAGCUCUCCGUCUCCUUGUAACAGUACUGGAACGUCUAACGCUGCUGCAGGAAGGGAUGCUGCUAAACAAGAGCAAAUAGAUGAAGAGAAGUCACUGAAAUGUGAAGGUUUUGAUUGGCUAAGCUGUAAUGAGGCUGUGUUCAGUCCUGAAAAUGCCCUUGAAAAACAUAUCACAUAUAAGUUGAAGGAGAACUCAAAUGUCCCGAAAGAUUCAUCAUCGGGACCUGCUUCUCCUUUCAUAAAAUCUGAUUUAUCAGAUGAGGAUGCUAUUGGAGGUGAUGGUAGUAGAAUUGAACAUGGUGUUGGUGCUGCUGCUGAAAAAUGUAUCAAGGGUAGUCUUUCUUCUAGUUCUGUGGAAUCAUAUGACCGUAAAGAAGAUGGGGGCAAGAAAUUACUAGUAGCUGAGCAACAGGUGGCUGGAAAUUUCAUGGACAGGAAUGCUCCAUAUAAGUAUAGUUUGGAUGAUCCGUUGGUUAUGGAUGUCAAACCUUCUUUGGUUAGCUCUGACAGCAGUGUUGAAGCUCCCCUGUACAGGAACAAUAUUUCUCGUAAUUAUUCCUUUCCGAAGCAGGAAGAUGGUAUGGAUCUUGCUGCAGAUAAAGAUGAUGACGAAAAUUCUUCUGGAUGCACUCACCCUACUCCCGUUGCUAAUAAAACCUCUAGGAUGCCGCGUAUAGGUGAUCGUAGGAUAAGGAAGCUUAUGUCAUCUAAACUCCGGAAAGUAGCUCCAACAGUGUUGCAGGAUGCUGGGACAUCUAACUACGAUGUAGAACAGAAGCCGGCUUUAAGAGGCAAAAGAAUGUGUUAUACUCGCCAAAGAACUCAGAGGAGCUCCUUCAAGAGAAGGAAGUUGUUUGAUCAUUGCCCGGUAUCACCUUAUGAUGGAGGGAUAUAUGGUGAAGGCCUGUCAAAAAUGUCUGAAAGUAGCAGGAUCAAGUUAGAAACAGACGAUUCACAUGCCACUUUGUGUGGAGCAAAUGGUGCAUCGUCAUUCACGACAGGACAAAAUUGUUGCUAUGAAUCGCCAGACUACCAUGUGAAACUCAGCAUCAAGUCUUUUAAGGUGCCUGAACUUGUUAUUGAGAUUCCUGAAACUGCUACGGUUGGUUCCCUGAAGAGGACAGUAUUGGAAGCUGUUACUGCUAUCCUUGGAGGUCGACCCCGUGUUGGUGUUCUUCAAGAAGGAAAGAAGGUUAGAGAUGACAACAAGACCCUGCGCCAGGCUGGGAUUACCUAUGGUGAUAAACUGGAUAAUCUAAGUUUUACAAUGGAGCCAAAUCCCGAAGAAGCUCUCGUUCCACCACCUAGUUCCGAAGAUCCUGAUUUCCUUGGUCUUGCUUGUGCGCCUGAACCACUUGCUAGGAUGCCGCCAAUUGCCCCUGCUGCUGCUGCUGCUGUAGAUCAGAGGGGACCUGACUCCGCGGAAUCUGUACAGACCUGCCCCGAGAUGGAUCACGAUUCAUUUCACUCUCCGAUUGAUCCAUCAUCGCCGGAGAAAACAACAGCAAGUGCACUAGCUCUGGUUGCUGUACCACCCAUGGAUGUCGAGGCACUGGCCAUGGUUCCACUCGGCAACAAGCCCAAGCGGUCUGAAACUCCUCAGCGCCGGGUUCGGAGGCCCUUCUCCGUCGCCGAAGUAGAAGCCCUUGUUCUGGCCGUCGAAAACCUCGGCACCGGAAGGUGGCGGGACGUCAAACUCCGGGCCUUCGAGAACGCAAAGCACCGGACUUACGUCGAUCUUAAGGACAAGUGGAAGACGCUGGUGCACACGGCAAGGAUCUCCCCGCAGCAGAGGAGGGGAGAACCGGUCCCUCAAGAGCUCUUGGACCGGGUCCUCUCCGCCCACUCCUCCUGGUCACAGAAGCAAGCCAAGCUCCUGCUGAAGCCACCUGCUCCUCUCUGUUAACAAGCCAAUGACCGACCCAUGUAAAGAUAGAUCCAUCCCCCCACAAACACUAAAAGACACGCCCAAAGUGAAAAAAGGUAGCUGACGAAAACUGUGUAUUAUUUAUUCGCUCACACCAUUAUUCUUUGGAGCCAGCAGGGAGUUCUUCUCCUUGAGAAUUGACGAGGACGAGAGCUUUCUGUGGCCAUUUGUACAUGACGAUCGAUGUUUCCUCCGAAACAACCGGGAUUGGGUGGGAAAAGAAAGCAGAUUCGUAUGUGAUCGCAACCGGUGACAUCUCUCACACGUUUAACUCGAUUCUUUUGGUGGAGUUAUGGGAAACAGAUGCCAACAAUACAUAGCUGUCUAAGUUAGAUGUCUUUAUGCUACUACAUUUCUUUUCCUUUUUUUUUUAUGCUGUAUUGGUUACUCUGAAACAUUUAUUUCAUGUAACAUAUGAUCCCAUUUGAUCCUGCAAAUAUGUAAGUGAACCAUUCACUUUCUA
Molecule: messenger RNA, 2867 nt
Organism: Musa acuminata subsp. malaccensis (wild Malaysian banana)
Lineage: Eukaryota; Viridiplantae; Streptophyta; Magnoliopsida; Zingiberales; Musaceae
Product: telomere repeat-binding protein 5
Molecular function (GO): protein binding
Source: RefSeq, a predicted model, not a curated record